Jatropha curcas is the source of this 824-nucleotide messenger RNA. Lineage: Eukaryota; Viridiplantae; Streptophyta; Magnoliopsida; Malpighiales; Euphorbiaceae. The record is from RefSeq and is a predicted model, not a curated record.
GCAGGAGGAGGCAUUCUUGGUGAACUUAGCUCCUUAACCCAAUUGCAACAACUUGAUUUUAGGAGUGUCUGAGGAUCAUAGCACUGAGCUAUUUCCAGCCAUUACGAAGAUGGAAAAUCUUAUCUCCUUGUCGCUACAAGCAGAGGAAUACUUUCCCGAUUCAUUUCUGCCAGAUUUGGGAUCAUUUUCCCCUCCACCUUCUAUUCAAGAUCUCAGAUUAUAUGGUCGCCUUUUUGAAAUGCCUGUUUGGCUUACCUCCAUGGAAAACCUCACUAUGUUAUAUUUAGGUUAUUCCGACCUCUUAGAGAACCAAGCCCGUACUCUUCAAUUUCUUCCCAAGUUAAAGCUUCUUUUUAUGCGGAAUGCUUAUAAAGUAAGGUGCAUUGGCAAAGAGUUCUGUGAGGCAAGUGGGUUUCCAAAGCUUGAAUCUCUUGAGAUAUCAGAGGAUUUGCUAGUGGAGUGGACAGAUAUAGUCAAUGGAGCUUUUCCAAGUCUAAGACGUCUUGCAUUCACCUACUGUUGGAACUUGAGGUUUCUUCCUGAAGGCUUACAGAAUAUUUUUACUCUUGAAGAAUUGGUUUUGCUCCGUGCACAUAGAGACCUUGGAAGGCGAUUAUUGGGUGAAGAGAAUUACAAGAUCAAGCAUAUUUCAAAAGUCCAUAUUUGGUAAAACUUAAAAAGUGAUAUACAGAUCUCAUUAGUAUAAUUAGUAACAACCCCCUUUCUCAGUACUUCACAAAUCUCAAUGUUUGAAAUGAAUAUUAUAAAGUCGUCUGUUUUUAAUAUUUUAAAACGACAGAGAUUUUGAAAUUGAUUCUUCUGAA